UUCAUUGUGAACAAAAACUACACAGCAGGUUUCAUCUUCAUCAGCUGCUGCAGCUCUGCAGUCAUGACUGCAUUAACAUCAGCACGUUUUGUGGCUUUGUUCGCAUGUUCAUGGAUCUUGGUUUUGUGUCAAGAGACACAGGAGGUGAUGGUGAAGCCUGGAGAGGACGCCACUCUUCAGUGUCAGAGUCACAGAGGGGCUGACAUCACAGUGAUAAAGUGGAUCAGACCUGACCUGAAGUCAGAUGAUGGUUUUGUCUUCUUCUUCAAAGACGGCCGCUCACAUGAAAACUACCAGCAUCCAUCUUUUCAUGGUAGAGUGGAGCUGAGAGAUCCAGAGAUGAAAAAUGGAGAUGUGAUUUUGAAGAACGUCACCACCAACAAUACUGGAACAUAUGAGUGUCGGGUUAGAGAGGAAAACAGUCCGGGCAAGAGGAACUCAUCAGCACCAUCAGGCUGA
Molecule: messenger RNA, 459 nt
Organism: Micropterus salmoides (largemouth bass)
Lineage: Eukaryota; Metazoa; Chordata; Actinopteri; Centrarchiformes; Centrarchidae
Product: coxsackievirus and adenovirus receptor homolog
Exons: 2
Coding region: 64-459 (131 amino acids)
Source: RefSeq, a predicted model, not a curated record